AUGGCUAUCCCACCUACAGUUCGGCCCGCCAACGCUGUCGCAGCCGACGCGUCCUUAGCGAUGCCAGCGAUGCCAGCGCUGGAAACAGCAACGCCCACGCCAUCUGUGGUCGCUCCACCCUCAGCGCGUCGACGCGCCAAUCCGUCCGGCACCACCACGGCUCGUGUGCUACAGAACCACUAUCCACCCAAGCAGCUCGACGCCCUCGCCGACCAUCCCUCCUCUUCCGUUCCUACCGGUCUCGCAGUACGUUCCCCUAUCGUCAUCCGCCCCUCCGGUCGCCCCGGCUUCAGCGCACCAAAAGCUGCCACCUUCUUCCUCGGAAAGGACCACGAGCGAUGGAGGCAAUACGACAAGCAGCGCUUCUCCGGCCUCUUUAGCUGGGAGAGGGUCGCAAGUGCCAUCAGCAGCCGCAGCGGCCACCGCGGCAGCCGCGGCGCCUUCUCCUCCUACUCCUCUGGCUCCGAAGACGAUUACAGCGACAGUGGCACAUCCUACCGAUCCAGCCGCUCCCGGUCUUCACGCUACAGUGCCAGCGGUCGCAGCAGAAGGCCCUCCGAGGCCAUCACUCCGCCCAUGACGCCGCUCGAUCUCACCAACCCCUCCGCAAGACCCCGCCGCUUCUCUUCAAACGGACCCGAAGCUGCCUUCCAUCGUCACGAGACGGUCAUUGGCAUUCACACUCCCAGACGCCGCUCCUCCGCUUCCUCAGACGCUGCCCCCUUCCUUCGCCCUCUAGCCCAGAUCCACCCCGCCAGCGGCCAGACAAGUCGCGUCGAUGUGCCCACUGCCGAUUCCAAAGACAGCGACAGCGCAGAAGACAAACCGAAAAGGCACAAGCAGUCAACCUCUCCCCCACACGCCGAGCGUGCGUCCAAGAAGAAGGAAAAGACCAAGGCGAGCAAGCCGAGAUCGGGCCCGCACAAGAAGCGCACAAAAGACUCGCCACAAACCAAAAAGACCAAGCCUGCCCUCGCCACUCUCGACCUCGACGAGGCCGCUCGACCCCAUCUGCGCCGCUUAAGGUCCAACCUCGAAGAGGCUGCUGCUGCCGCUGCUGCCACCACCGAGCCAAGCACAGAUCCCGACGAUGCCGAAGAUGGUCUCGACGACGCCGUCGGCAUGCAGGCCUCGCUCUCCGAUGCUGCGCUCGAAGGCAAAGGCCCACUCAGUGCACAAGAUCUGCGUUCGAUCCCACCUUCACAGCGUGUCCCGGCACCUCGGUCCCCAAUCAUCAGAAGCACGUCACCACGCGCACCGCCGCUCAAAUUAGCCAAGCGCCAGACGCCUCAAACCGUCGAGGGAACGCUCUAUGACAAGACGGGCCCUUACCGCGAAGGCGCCGUCUCAGAUGGCUUGAGCGUACGACUCUUCAGCGCCGAGGCCAAACCACGCACCGCGUCGUUUGAGGACGCCGACCUGUCCAACUCGGAGCAUCCCGUCACCAAACCAUGGGGUCGCCGCGGAUCCAGCAGCAGCUACGACGACGAUGGCGACAACGCUGUGUUCAGGCAGUCGAAUCGUCGCAGAUCCAACAGUUCCGGCGCCGAGAACCUGCGUCAAUCGCCUAGACCGUCAUUUUCCGAGCCCAACGAAGCGCCGGCAGAAGCUGCCGCUACCGAUGGCAGCAGUCAGGUCUACCUCAUCACCACACCCGACAACCGUGUCUCGUCGGCUGCCAAGCUGCGCAGGUGGGCGAUGGACAGCGCCGGCAACUUUUACGCUGCCAUGGAAAUCAAAAGCAUCCAAGCCAAGCUUCGAGCCGCCGAUCCGUCGGCGGGCAAGGUGACCAAAGAGCUCACCAAGGAGCUCGAGGAAACCUAUCUCGACGACAUUCUGGAUGAAGUGCAGAAGGCACAGACGCUCAACCCGACGCGCACCGGCGCCGUCGCCAAGAUCCUAAAGACCGAGGACGACCGCUACAUCCGGCUGGAGGAAGAUUAUCCCGGCUUCUUUGUGAUCGCGGGCUGCGAAGAGGCUGAGCUGAACGGCGUCAUCCUCAACCUGUUCGUCCAGGCCAUCCGCACGCUGGCGCGCUUCCACGCAUCCGGCUGGAUGCACGGCGACGUCAAGCUCGAGAACCUCAUGUUUGACGAGAACGGCGCGCUCGUCGUCAUCGACUACGAGAACGCGAAUCCGUAUCGUGGUAUCCCGGGGGGCGAUGGACAGGUGCAGCUGGUGAGCUACGAUUGGAUCCCCCCCGAGGCGUGUCCCGGCCCGAUGGGCCGACGCAUGGGGCCAUCGGGCGACCUGUGGGCGCUUGGAUGCAACCUCAUCCGCGCGUUUGCGCUGCGUGAUGGCGUCGAGGAUGCGUGGAUCCGCGAAACGCUACUUGGGCGUGGCCAGAAGGCGUUCCUCGAUCGGAUCAGCCGUUUGGUCACGCGCAAGUCUCGAGCGGGUACUGGCGCUGGCGCUGCGAAUGCAGGCGGAGCCGAUUACUUUGCCGCACACGCAGGGUCGGAUGCUGCGAGCUCCGGCGUGGCUGGGAUGCCGUGGGAUCUGUUUGCGUACAAUGUGGACCUGGAGCCAUUGUUGAACGAUGCGCUUGCGGAGCCGGAGCCGUCGCCUGCGCUGUGCUCGCACGACGGUGGACACUCGGCAUGGGGCGUGGGCGAGAGCGGUGCAGAUGAUGCCUCGUCUUGUUGCGGCUCAUGCGUUGGCAGUGGCUCGUCGAGUGCAGCAGCAGCCGCUACGCCCGAAAGCUCAGUAGGUCCUUCGUCAGGCCGAACGUCGCCCAAGGUUGACGCGGUGGUUGGACUGCCGUCGCCCGCGCGAUUGUUGUACCGCUUUGCGCGGUCGGCGCCUGAGCUGCUUGCAUGGGUGCUCUCGCGGUGCGUGGUAGAGAGCAUCCCUCAACGCGCCAGUGUCGAGGCGGAAUUGGAGGGACUCAAGCUGGCGGAUUGGAUCGAAGAACACCGCAAGGAGAUGCUGGAAAAGGGCAACAACGCCGUUCAUGCUGCGAUCGAAAUGUCCGGCUCCGUCUGGGUCCGCCCCCGUCUAGACGAGGCGAGGAAGAGUCUGGGUUUAGAGUAG
Messenger RNA from Moesziomyces antarcticus, 3033 nucleotides. RefSeq lists its product as uncharacterized. NCBI's taxonomy places the organism in Eukaryota, Fungi, Basidiomycota, Ustilaginomycetes, Ustilaginales, Ustilaginaceae. The coding region runs from base 1 to 3033 and encodes 1010 amino acids. Gene Ontology annotation, biological process: protein phosphorylation. The transcript has a single exon. Gene Ontology annotation, molecular function: ATP binding; protein kinase activity. The record is from RefSeq and is a predicted model, not a curated record.